Rhineura floridana is the source of this 2191-nucleotide messenger RNA. RefSeq names its product COP9 signalosome subunit 7B (gene COPS7B). The record is from RefSeq and is a predicted model, not a curated record. The transcript is spliced from 7 exons. Gene Ontology annotation, cellular component: COP9 signalosome. NCBI's taxonomy places the organism in Eukaryota, Metazoa, Chordata, Lepidosauria, Squamata, Rhineuridae. The coding region runs from base 222 to 1016 and encodes 264 amino acids. Gene Ontology annotation, biological process: COP9 signalosome assembly.
CUCACCGUUCGCAGGCGGAACCCUUGCGCGCAGGAACCAGCUUUCUCGCCGGAUCAUAGGCGUCGAACGCGCGUGCGUGACGUUGUUGCCGGCGCCCCUGCCGCCGCCGCCGCCGCCGCCGCUUGAGCGCUCGUUGCUGUCAUGGCGGCCUGAGGUGCGGCGCGGGCGGAAGAAGGAACGAAUCGGGCGGCAGCGGCAACUGCCAGGUUAAAGAGUCUAGAAUGGCAGGGGAACAGAAACCGUCCUGUAAUCUCCUUGAGCAGUUUAUUUUAUUAGCCAAAGGCACUAAUGGAUCGGCUCUGACGGCUCUCAUCAACCAAGUCCUGGAGGCCCCUGGGGUUUAUGUCUUUGGGGAGCUACUGGAAUUAACAAAUGUGCAAGAGCUUGCUGAAGGGCCGAAUGCUGCUUAUUUCCAGUUGCUAAAUCUCUUUGCCUAUGGAACAUACCCGGAUUAUGUAGCAAACAAGAAUAACCUGCCAGAGUUAACGGGAGUCCAGAAGAACAAGUUGAAACACUUAACUAUUGUCAGCUUAGCUUCCAGAAUGAAGUGCAUUCCUUAUGCAGUGUUACUGAAAGACCUGGACAUGCGGAACUUGCGGGAGCUGGAAGAUCUGAUCAUUGAAGCUGUUUACACGGACAUCAUCCAAGGGAAGUUGGAUCAGCGUAACCAGAUGCUAGAAGUGGAUUUCUGCAUCGGCAGGGACAUCCAAAGGAAGGACAUCAGCAACAUCAUUAAGACUCUUCAUGAAUGGUGUGACGGGUGUGAGGCGGUUCUGUUAGGAAUUGAACAGCAGGUGCUUAGAGCCAACCAAUACAAAGAGAACCACAACCGAACCCAGCAGCAGGUAGAGACAGAGGUCACGAACAUAAAGAAGACGUUGAAAGCAACCGCUUCCUCCUCGCCCCAGGGGAUGGAGCAGCAGCUGGCGGAGCGGGAGUGCCCUCCCCCCACUGAGCAGAGACAGCCCGCCAAGAAGACGUCCAAGGUCAAGGGGCUGGUCUCCAGUCGUCACUGACGCCCGCAGCAACAGGAGGGCUGCGCUUGGACCCUGGGAGGACUCCCACUCCUCCUUCCAGCAGCUUCUGGGCCAGUCUGGGUUCUUUAGGCUGGGGGACCCAGGUGGGUCCAGAUUUCAACCAGCAAGGGACACUGCCAAGCUCACUGUCACCUAGGGUGGCCCUUGCAGCGCUGGCGCUUUUUUUUUAAUGAGGAACAGGAGGGUACAGUUUGUUCUCAAAUGUGGGAGCAGGACACGGGAGAAAAGGCGCGGUUCCCGUGAGGUCCCUGUGUUAGGCCAUGGCCUGUUUCCCAGCCGUUUGCAAGCAGGUUCCUGGGCUCAUCCCUUGCCCUGUUCCUCAGCAAUGUGGAUCCCAGGGCAGCGAGAUUUGCCUUCCAGCCGAGAGAGUUAGCAGGAGGAGAGAGGGAGGGAUUUCUUAGCCUCCCGCUCUGCCACGUACCAAAGGUAAGGCCGUGCUCCUAAGCCCAGGCAUUGGCUCUUGUUGCUACCUUCCUUUUCCCCCUGUUCCUUCCAGGACAUUUAUCUUAGGGUGCAACUCUCUACCUCAUGCUGGGAAGGCUGGGGGCCGGGCUGCGUUUACUUGCCACCCGCUUUGCUGACCUCUGCAGCCCAGGAGCCCCUUGCUGGCUUUGAAAGCUCUCGUGUCUUACAGCGCUGAAGUGGAGGAAGCUCUGGGAGUGGGUGGGAGCCGAGCUAGAAGGGCAAAGCUGCUUUUCCGGUCUCCCGCUGCUUCCCACCCACCCCUUCCUGGCCAUCCAUGUAAGAGACAGGGUUGUUGCUGAAGUUGUGCGUCCUCCGUGUGUGUGUUCCAUGGUCACAGAUUCUCCCCUCCUGAAACCUUUUUGAGUGUAACGUGUUAAAAACCUCCUUGGGUGUAAGUGAGCGCUGUGAAGAGAGGUUCCCAUCUUGACCUCCUGGCCCUGGAAACACCCCCCCCCCCAGCAGAGGGCAGGAGGAGGCGUCCCCUUCUGGCCUCUGCGAGACUUUCAGAACUUGAACCCCUUUCUGGUUGUAUUGGACACCCCCUUUCCCCUUUUUCGUUUGUACAUUUGUUGGGAGGCUUGAGAAUUUACAGCCUUUUAUUUUUUAUUUGAUAUUUGUUACGGACUAAUUGAAGGUGACUUUGUUAGAAGGUUUGUUUUGUUUUCUAUUAAAAAAAGCUUUGAAAUUCA